Molecule: messenger RNA, 2919 nt
Organism: Sesamum indicum (sesame)
Lineage: Eukaryota; Viridiplantae; Streptophyta; Magnoliopsida; Lamiales; Pedaliaceae
Product: phosphatidylinositol/phosphatidylcholine transfer protein SFH9
Source: RefSeq, a predicted model, not a curated record
UAAAAAACACUAUUCAACUUUUCCGUGCUUACUGACGGCGACGUUAAAUUCUUAUUCUCUUAAAAGAUCUCCAUAAACGCCGCCGUGAUAAAGCGUCGUCACGGACCUCCUUCCCCCCGCCCCUGCUCCUUGUACGUUACUACGAUAUUAUUACGACCAUUUGAAAGCCACACGGUUCCUCUCUCUCUCUCUCUCUCCCAACCAGAAUUAUACCCCACCCAUAGAAUCUCUCUCUCUCUCUCUCUAUAUAUAUAUAUAUAUAUAUAUGUAUAUAUGUAUUUGUAUGUAUAAUUAGGGAAUGAAUAUAUUUGUAUAUAUUUAUGAAACAGUACUUCAAUCGACGCUUUCACGAGGAUUGUGUUUCUAGGAAGUGAAACAGGCGGAGUGAUCUGAAAGCGAUAUUGGUUGCUAAUCCCCGUCCGCCGCGCUCUACCCGUGCUUUACAUUUGUGCGUAAUUGUGGACAUGUUAUGUACAUGAGUAUGUAAAUAUCGUACACAUCGGCGUGGGGGGGAGGGGAGAGCAGUGAUCGUCGUUGAACAUUGCGGGAAUUUGGGUGCUGAUAUUUGUGGGAGAGUGUUUGCCGAUUGAGUUCUCAACACUAGAAGAUCAAUGCCAGAAAUAGUUAUGGAUCACGAAGAUGAAAAGGGGAAAAUAUCUGAUCAUGAUAUCGUUCCAGAGGAUGAGAAGAGAAAACGUAGGACAAGAUCUUUGAGGAGAAAGGCAAUGAAUGGUCCAACAAGCAGCACACGUGAUCCAAAGAAACCCAGUAAGCAGGUGCUGCCUUGCCAAUUUGCCUCAAUUUCUGCCGAAGAAUUUCUUGAUGAGGAGAAAGAGAAGGCUGUGACUGCAUUUCGCAAGGUUUUGAUUGAAAGAGACCUACUUCCAGCUCCGCAUGAUGAUUAUCACAAUAUGUUGAGAUUCUUGAAAGCUAGGAAGUUUGACCUCGAUAAAACAGUGCACAUGUGGGCAGAAAUGUUGAACUGGAGGAAAGAGAAUGGAGUAGACUCUAUUAUCCAGGAUUUUCUUUAUGAUGAAUCUGAAGAAGUUCAGCACUAUUAUCCUCACGGUUACCAUGGUGUAGAUAAAGGAGGGCGGCCUGUGUACAUUGAAAGACUUGGCAAAGUUGAACCUAGCAAGCUCAUGAGUGUCACCACUGUGGAAAGGUUCUUAAAGUAUCAUAUUCAAGGUUUUGAAAAAGCUUUCUCAGAGAAGUUUCCAGCAUGUUCAAUUGCAGCCAAGCAGCAUAUUGAUUCGACCACAACGAUUCUGGACGUACAAGGCCUGAACUGGAUGAGUUUUGGAAAAUUAGCACAUGAUCUAGUAAUGCGCAUGCAGAGAAUAGAUGGAAGCAACUAUCCUGAGACAUUGCAUCAUAUGUUCAUAGUUAACGCUGGUACUGGAUUCAAGUGUGUCUGGAAUGGGUUAAAAGGCUUUCUAGAUCCCACAACCGCAGCUAAGAUACAUGUUUUAGGUUCUAAAUUCCAGAAUAAGCUAUUGGAAGUCAUAGAUGCUAGUCAACUGCCUGAUUUUCUUGGUGGAUCAUGCUCGUGCCCAAAUCAAGGUGGGUGUCUUGGAUCUGACAAGGGACCCUGGAAAGAUCCACAACUGAUGAAGCUGGUACACAUGUUACGUGAUGGUGAAUCACUACAUCCAAGAAAGAUUACCAGCUUUUGUUCCAAUGAUGAAGCAGAAAUUAAGCUAAUUCAUUAUAAGGACUUGAUCGGUAAAACUGUUCAAACGUCUUGUUCAAGAUCCUCUGCUCACAGUACCAUGGAAGGAACACCACAUUGCGGCAAUGAAACUGUGUUGAUGAGCAAACUCUGUACUGGGGCUGGAGUGAAGAAUCAUCGUCCAUCGAAUUUGACUAGGCUUGUCACAGAACCAAGGCUGCCAAAGGGACCAAUUUCCACCAGAGUGAUGGAUGUACUAUUCAGAUUACUUGCAUGCAUAUGUUUUUUGCUUGGUGGGCUGGUGAGAGCACUUUUUAAGAUGGAAAACAAAGAAGCAUAUCGAAGAACCGAUUUUCCAAAUUCAAACUCUCAGGAGGAACACUAUACACGAGCCAAUACUGAGGAGCUUCUCCACCCUUGUUGUCAGAAGUUGCAGCAUUUAGAGAAACUGGUAACUGAACUUUUGAAAAAGCCUGCAAAGAUUCCACCAGAGAAAGAUGACAUACUGCUUGAAUCUUUGAACCGCAUAAAAUCUAUUGAGCACGACCUGCAAAAGACCAAAAAAGCACUGCUUGCAACAGCAUCAAAACAAGUUGAACUUUGUGAAUCUAUGGAGACUCUGAAGGGCAUAAACUUAAAGGGGUCUAAUAGUUGUUGGCCGUGAAAUCUCAAAUGAGUACCCUGUGGAAUCUAACAUUCACUAUUCAAACACGUUGUUAUUCUGCUUACGAUCAUUUUCCAACCACAUCUGAGAUUGUUUUUCCAACUAACCUGGACAAGCAGGGAAGUGUUAUUCAGUCAUUCAGUGGAUAACAGUCUUGAGAAGCUUGCCAGGUUUUUGGUCCUGCCCCAUUUUUCUUGGAGGUAUGAGCCAGAUGUGUGCUGUGACGACUUCAUUUGAACUAGGGGGCUUGGUACAUGCUUUCACUAUUUUGCCAAUUUCAAGUAUCAAUACACAAUUACAAAUACAGGAAACGAGUUCAAAGAAAUUGAUAUCUCUUACAUUUUUUUUCAUUGUUUAGAAUUUCUUUCCAUCUUUUAUUGUAAAAGACAUUUGUAUUCAAUUUGCAGCUAAACAAUAUAUAAAAAAAAUGAAACCUUUAGUGAUAGCUUGGUGGUUGAAGAUUUAUGCAGGUAGACAUGUAGGAAAGAACAACACGUCUCUCAUUCCAACAUUCUUGUUAUUACUUACUACUUGACACUAGUCGGCAAUUAGUGAAUAAGAGUAUGAUUUGAUUAAGACAGAC